CUCUUCUGCGCAAAUUUUAACAACACAAUUUUUACUUUAUUAAUCUACGUGAAAAUCAAUUUUCGCCAAUCUUUUUAGGACAGAAGACGUAUAAUACGGAGUAAUAGUUGAAUUAGAAAUAGAAAUUACUCUAAAUAGGAGCAAAAACGUUUUGAAAUUCCAAAAUAGGAGUAUCAUGUUUUUUAUUCCCUGAAUAGGAGUAAUCUGCCAAGUUUGGAAGAAAAUGCCGUGUUUUAAACCCUAGUAAUGCCAAACUUGGCAUAAAUUUACUCCUAUUCAAGGAAUAAAAAACAUGAUACUCAUAUUUUGGAAUUUCAAUUUUUUUUACUCCUAUUUAGGGAAUUCUCCCUAGUUGAAUCACCCGGCCAAAUCAUUUUUUGAUCAUCUCGGUAUUCCAAAUAUUCUUAACUUAUUUAAACAUGAUCCAACAACUCACAACUUAACUCCUACGACACCUAUGUACCCCCAAAAAUAAUUUACCCCCCUUUCCCCUCAAUCAAUUUCAAAACACUUCAAAAAAACACCCGCUCCAAAUUUUUCCCACAUCCUCACCUUCUUCGUUGCUUCCCCUCUCCCUUGCUCUGUUUCUUCCGAUUAAUCCCCCGAUGAAGACCAGCCUUCUCCCCUGUAACCCCCCCGACGUUCGAAACCCUCGACCCCGCUAACCCCGUCAACCCCAGUCGAAGACCAGCCUCCUUCUCCCCUGUAGCCCCCCCGUCGAAGGAAACCCUCCACCCCGCUAACCCCGUCAACCACAGUCUAAGACUGUUGUCGCUGCGCAUUUGAAGCUGCGAACCCUCCUCCCGGUCUCCGUCGAAAAUGGUGCGAACCCCGCUAUCAACCAUGACCGAAAGGGCACUUCAACUCCAGAUUCCUUUGAGCAAGCAUUUCCCUGCACAGUAUUCUGUGUGCUCGGAUGUGAAAUGUGCUUCUAAGUACAUUCAUGCGAUACUAUCUAAGAAACAAUUGGAAAUUUUCCGGCAGACACCAUGGGGUCACUUUAUUGAUAUUCCUGAUAUCCAGUUUUGUGGCCAAAUAGUCCACAUGUUGUUGUUACGGCUGGUGAAGCAGCAACCCGAUGAUGAGCUUUGGUUCAAUGUUGAGGGUAAACUUAUAGAGUUCACGUACAACGACUUCUGCCGCAUAACCGGAUUACCUGUGGCAGCCCUGAGGCCUGUUGUGGCUGAAGAUAGUGACAACGAUGAUGAACAAGCCGAAGAAGAGGAAGAACCAGGAGAGAUUGCUAAUACAUACUUUCAUGGAUCACUGGAUAUCACUUUCCAGAUGAUGAAGGAGAAGGUUCAAUGGUUAGGUGGAAAUAAAAAAAGGAAUGGUAUGCUAGGGGUGAAGCUUGCAUCCCUCUUCGUAGUUGAGAACGUGUUGAUGGGAAGAGACAGAACAACGAGGAUCAACCGGAGGUCGAUUCAGCUUGCGAACGACUUUGAGGAGUUUAAGAAGGAACCGUGGUCCAGAGAUGCUUACCACUUGCUUGUCACACAUCUGAAGGGUCUUCUUGAUGGACAGCCAAUGAAGUUCUUGGACAGUAAGGCUAACAACCCUGAAUAUAAAAACGCCAAGUUUUCAGUUUACGGGUUGCCAUUGGUCCUACAGGUGUGGGCUUAUGAAAAAAUUCCUAAAUUUGGGGAACACUUUGGCACCCGUGUUGGUAAUCGUGAAGUCCCAAUGCUAAAUUGGUCAUGUCAUGGGAAAUUCCGGUCAUCUAAGAUACGAGAAAUUGUCUUUGUUGAUGAGUUGCGUACACCCCCUUCUUCCGAUGCUGAAGAUGAAGACAAUAUUGAAGUUGAAACAAGGGAAAGAGUUCAAGCAAUGUGUUUGGACAUUGAUGAGAUCAAAAGCAGUCUUCAAAGGCUGGACAAAAAAGUGGAAGAGGAGCUUGGUGAACUGAAACACUUGUUGGUUCAGGUUAUUGAUACAGUCAACAAGGCUUUAAAGGAAAAGGGGGGUCCUUCUGCCCCAAGUGAGCUGGAAGAACAAAAUGAAGUUGGUGCAACAGAUGCUGAAGGGGAGAAGAGUAAUGCUGUUGUUGGUGAACCACAACAUUUGGGUGAACUGGAUAAAUCUUGUCCUGAUGUUACUGAACAUCAAAAUGUGUGUGCAGAUCCUAUUGUCAAUGUUGCUACUGAGCCUGAAGGGGAGAAUUCUAUUGCUGUUGAUAGUGACGCACAAAAUUCGGAAAUAGAUCCAGUAAAGAUUGUAGUGGACGAGUUGAAGUGGGAAUCUGAGCAAAGUAUGACAUGCCACAUGUAUGAGGAGUGUCACACUCCCACAAAUCUUUUGAUGUGCCUAAAAGAGGUUGAAGAUGACAAGAUCCCUGCUUUGACAGUUCCAUUCGAAAGCUUGGAUUGGGAUGUGGUUGGUGAUGAUGUUGGAACUGCUGGGGUAGACAUGAAGGCCAUUGAAGAGGCGAGUAUGAAAGAAUUGAGGAAGAGAAAGCGGUUCAAAUCUAAGUACAUUUGUAGCCCAUUCAUUGCGCCGGCGGCUAAGAGGCUUAAGGUUGGAGGACGUGAUGGUGAGUAUGAUUCUUUCAAGGCAUGGGUGGAGGAAAUUGAUGGUAUUGAACCUAGCGUACUUCACCUAGAUAUUCCAUCAUCUUACCCGACAAAUAGGAUAUUCUUCUGAGAGCUAAUGGAUGAAAAUGAAUGGCUAAGUAGCGAGCAUUUGGAUGCUCUAGUUCUUCUGUUCCGCAAAUCCAUAAAGACCGCGGCCUAUGAACUCAUGAGCCCUUUGUUCGCGUACCAACUUUUACAGAAGGAUGCAGCAGAUGACAAACAAUGGAAGGGGGACCGAUUACUCAAGAAAAUGGAUUGGAGUCGAUAUGAAAAGGUGUUCAUGCCUGUGCACAGUGAUGGAAAACAUUGGGUGCUAUCUGAAAUUGACCUACUCAAUAACGUCGUACGGGUAUACGAUUCUUUGAAGACGAGUAGGUCGGUUGCAUCUGUGAGGCUUUUGUGUAUCCGACUUCCACUCCUGUUUCGGGUCAUCAAAUGCAACCCUGUCGUUACCUCCAUAGCCCAUUCACAUCCUUGGAGAGCGGAGGCAGUGGAUGAUGUUCCACAACAACACUCAAGAUCCGGUGUUUGCGGAGUUAUGGUAGCAGCGUUCUGUAACAUAUUGAGAGUCAUAAAUCGAUUCGUGAAUAGCAUCCAAGAUUUUUUUUUUCUGUAAUUCCUCCCAUUUUUUCCGGUACCUUUUUCAUAAUAUGCCAUAAACACCAUUUA
Messenger RNA from Cuscuta europaea, 3239 nucleotides. The record is from the annotation of a GenBank genome assembly. NCBI's taxonomy places the organism in Eukaryota, Viridiplantae, Streptophyta, Magnoliopsida, Solanales, Convolvulaceae.